CAGCUUCAGGCGCACUGACGGAACAGGACUGCUUUUAAAUUUAGACUUUUAGGCUUUUUAAACGUUGUUUAAAUCAGAGAAAAACUAUCUGCAGUUAUUUCUGAAUAUAUAUCAGUUUGUUUUCCGCUGUUUUGUUGCUUAUUCGACAAUAACACAGUCAUUUAUCUGCUUUUAAACUCUUUUUGAGUCUUUGGCCUAUAAAAUUUUUAAUUUUUAAACUUUCGCUAAAACCAAGUCUGGCUUUUUAAACUCCAGCAGACGUUAAAAAAGAAGAAAGCUCUCAAGAAGCUGCCACGUUUCUGAAUUUAAAAACAGGCUGAAUUUCUUUAUUUUUAUCUUUAUUUUUUGGGGCGCUUAAAAACGCACGGAGGCUCACCAUGUCACAGAUGCGCAGGCAACUCCUUGGCACCGCGGCCAGUGGAGUGGGCUGGGUGGGGGUGAUUGUGGCCACGGCCACCAACGACUGGAUCCGGACCUGCGACUACACCAAGGCCACCUGCGUCCGCAUGGACGAGCUGAGCUCCCGAGGCCUGUGGGCAGAGUGCGUCAUCUCCCCGUCCCUUUACCACUGCGUGGGCCUCACCCAGAUCCNCUCCCUCUCAGCCUACGUGCAGACAGCUCGUGCUCUGAUGAUCUGCGCGUGUUUGCUGGGUCUCCCCGCCACGCUCCUGAUCCUCAUGUCCAUGGCCUGCGUGCGUCUGCAGAACGACACCUCAGCUGUGAAGAAGCGCCGCGCCCGAGUGGGAGGCGUCCUCUUCAUCUUCAUGGCUGUGUGCAGCAUCAUAUCUACCGUCUGGUUCCCCAUCGGCGCUAAUAAAGAGGAAGAUCUGAUGUCAUUCGGCUUCUCUCUGUACUCCGGCUGGGUCGGCUCCGCCCUCUGCCUCCUAGGCGGCAUCAUCAUCUUGUGCUGCCAGGGCAUCGACCCCGGGACCCCGAGUAGGGACGACAGCUUCUACUACUCUGGGAACAGGGGGACGGCCACGCUCCUCGACCCCCCCGCCAACCACGCCAAGAGCGCCCGGGUGUGAAGGAAGCAGGCGCUCUAUAUUUAACCAAGUUUCUCUUUGAGUUUAAAGCCAUAUUCGCCAUCGAUGAGACAUGCCAUUAUCUGUUUACUGUUUCAAGAUUAAAAUCCACAAUGAAAAUGAAUGUUGGCAGGAUGGAGGGAUUAAUAAUAAGCUCACACUCAGAAGAUCUUUUGGCCUCAAACUAGGGAAGUCUGGAGAAUCUGUGUAUGUUCCAGAAAAUAUGUUUCAAAAUCAGUAAUUGCAUCAAACUUACUCCAGUCCUUCAGGACUCCACAUAUUGAAGCCUCAACUUUAGCAUUUUGUUAUUCUUUUAGAGAUAAAAGUCUUAGUGACGUCUUCAGAGAGACUAAAGGAUCAAAACUCAGAAUAGCAACAAAAAAAAGGACAAAGUUUUAUUAUACUGAAUGAAAAAACAAGAACGGGGUAGAAAGCCAGGAAGACGAGCAAAACAAGUAGCAUGCAAGCAUCAAAACACAACAAUGUUAGACAAACACUGAGGGGAAGGGCAGACCCACACCGAGGACUAACUGGAGACUGAGAAAAGCUGGUAAACACGACACAGGUUAAAGCAAUCAAGACAUAUUCAAAAGGUGGGAAAGUAAAACUCAAACCAAGGCACAAAGUAAAAAAGGAAACAAAAAAACUGAGACAAGAAAGCUCUCACUGAUACAAAGUAACACAAUGGAAGAAAGAACAAUCAGGAAGUCCAAACAGGAAUACACAAAUCCACUUCAAACUCUGGCAUUACAGGAAAAAACUAAACAAACUCAAAUGUGUUUCUAAACCAAUCACAUGACCAGCCCCCGAGGUCAUGCCUGUGAUUGGUCUGUUAGUAGAAUUAACCACACGAACAGACGUCCAGUGAAGCUUAGCAGAAAGCUUGCAGCUGUUUGUAAUUUCAUUUCCUGUAUACGUAUAAAUACAUAUUUCACAUCUUCAGCUACCCAGCCAGGAAGGAAAGCCCCCCCUGUUUGACCGGCUGUGACCAUCUGUGCGCGCGACAAGUUAAUCACUGUCAGCAGCUCUUUGUUUCCACAUUAUAAAUAUCAAACUGUUGUUUUCAUGGUCGCUUUAGUGUUUAUGAUACUUUUAAAUUGAGCUCAUAUUUAAUCCCCCACAGUCGGCUGUCACUUUUUUUAUCAUUUCUUUUUACUUUUAUGUUAACAGCAUAAUCAAAAUAAAUCAUCUGCAUACCCACAUGGUUAAA
Neolamprologus brichardi is the source of this 2235-nucleotide messenger RNA. Lineage: Eukaryota; Metazoa; Chordata; Actinopteri; Cichliformes; Cichlidae. The record is from RefSeq and is a predicted model, not a curated record.